CUGGGCGGGACCGGGGCGGGCGGGGCCGCGCGGCUCCAGGGCUCGCAGCGACGCGGAGCCGGACGCCGGAGCCACCGCCUGCAGCGGGAGGGUCCGGCCAGGAUGGGGGACACCGCUAGCACCAAGCUGGGCCGGCGGUGAGGCGGGGGGGGUACGGAGGAAGAGGAUGGAGAGGGGGGGGCGAAGGUGAAGGCAGGCAGCCCCCCCCUCCCAAAAUAUCCCCCCACCCCAUCGGGCCAUCACCAUGGCGACGAAUUUUAACGACAUCAUUAAGCAAGGCUACGUGAGGAUGAAGAGCAAGAAGCUGGGGAUCUACCGGCGGUGCUGGCUGGUCUUCCGGAAAUCCUCCAGCAAAGGGCCCCAGCGCCUGGAGAAGUACCCGGAUGAGAAGUCAGCGUGCCUGCGUGGGUGCCCCAAGGUGACUGACAUCAGCAAUGUCAAGUGCAUCACCCGGCUGCCCAAGGAGACCAAGAGACAGGCUGUGGCCAUCGUUUUCACUGAUGACUCUGCCCGGACCUUCACCUGUGAUUCGGAGCUGGAGGCGGAGGAGUGGUACAAGACGCUGUCAGUGGAAUGCCUGGGCGCCCACCUGAACGACAUCAGCCUGGGGGAGCCUGACCUGCUGGCGCCCGGCGUGCAGUGCGAGCAGACGGACCGGUUCAACGUGUUCCUCCUCCCUUGCCCCAACCUGGACGUUUACGGCGAGUGCAAGCUGCAGAUCACCCACGAAAACAUCUACCUCUGGGACACACACAACCCCCGGGUGAAGCUGGUCUCCUGGCCCCUCUGCUCCCUGCGCCGCUACGGGCGUGACGCCACUCGCUUCACCUUCGAGGCCGGACGGAUGUGUGACGCGGGGGAAGGUCUCUACACCUUCCAGACCCAGGAGGGAGAGCAGAUCUACCAGCGCGUGCACAGUGCCACGUUGGCCAUUGCCGAGCAGCACAAGAGGGUCCUGCUGGAGAUGGAGAAGAACGUCAGGCUGCUGAACAAGGGCACCGAGCACUUCUCCUACCCCUGCACCCCCACCACCAUGCUGCCCCGCAGUGCCUACUGGCACCACAUCACCGGCUCCCAGAACAUGGCCGAGUCCUCCAGCUACGCCGGGGAGGCGUACACGGGCCCCCAGGCCAGCUCGGACACCGACCUCCUCAACAGGUUCAUCUUGCUGAAGCCAAAGUCCUCCAAAAGCGACAAGCCUGAAAGCAGGGAGCCCACAUCAUCCCCAUGAGCCGGCGGGGGGGGGGAACAGGACCACGGCAGGGCUCCCCUUUUUCUUCCCCAAGAGGUGGCAAGGAUGCAGGCAGCCACCCCUCUGAGUCCCCGGGAAGACCGAGCUGGGACAUCUUCCGUGCCAAGACCUGGGGGGAACAGGCGCUGGCUCACACCCUGGCCUGACGUUAGUGGAGAUGACGGCUGGCUCAGCCUCGACUGACUUGAAAUAUAUAUUGAAUACCCGUAUUAUAAGUGAUUUUUCCUUCUCACAUGAAUGCAAACUUUGUGGCCGCUGAAGAACCCUCAGGCAGAGAUGCUCAGAGGUUUUUUGAUUCUUGGGGAAUCCAGCUGGGAGGUGAAGAGGCAGGGGGGUAUCAAGAAAUGUGGUGUGGUUUUUGUGAGAGGGGAAGGCUGGAGCAUCGCCCUGCCGCAGGGACAGAGCAGCGCUGGAAGAUGUGGCUGUGCCAGGCUGAUGGUGCGGGGUCCCAGCAUCUCACACCCCACCCUGUGAAAAGUAGGGUGCUCCUGGGGAUGACGCCCCACCACCCCUGAGCUGAUUUUUUGCACUUCUUGAAGCUAUUUAAACACUCGCUGUAGAAUUGAGAUGUCUCAGGAGAAACUGGUUUUCCUUCUGGGGGAUCGGCUGGGGUGAGCGGCCUGGCAGAGCCAAGCCCCCGAUGGCUUUCUGGGGCUGCCCCCACCCCAGCACUCCUCACUCCUCCACCCACAGCCGCUCCCCCUGGCCAUGCCCCUGGUUUAUCUGCUGGUGGGCAACCCAGGGACUGGUUUUGGCCAGUAGCAUCUGUCCCUUGAGGGGGCAACUUUGUGGAUCUAAAAAGUCCCUGGGCAGAGAAGCCCAUGCCGAUAGGGGGAGAGCCGCAUUUCUCCAUGCAUUCCCAUCGUCCUCGCUCCCUCCUUGCCUGCCAGUUCGGCUGGGUGAAAGCCCUUCCCUGGGGUGGGGAGCUGGGUUUCAUGUGCUGAACUGGAAAGCAAUUGAUUUUUUCUAGUUCUCCUAUUUAUUGACCUCCUUUAGAAGGGCUAUCUUUUUAUUGCCGUGCAAACCUUGGUGUUUCUUUGGAGUCUUCUUUCGGUCUGGGUUGGGUGGUCAGUGGUUUUAUUUCCGCCCUUAAAGCUCCAGGUCCGUGCUUUGAGGACCGGGAGUGUUGUGAUGUGGGAACCUGUGGUCUGUAAAUACUGUGUCUUGGGUUGGUGUAGCUUGUGGCUGAGGCUGGGGGCGGGGAUGGCGGGACAGAAGACAGCUGCUCCCUGCAGCACUGCCAGGCGCCGAGGGGCUCAUUGGUACCCCAGCACCAGCCGGUAGCACAUCCUCCCCCAGGUGAGAGGUGUAACCCGCUCUCUUUUCCCAGCUACACACCUCAUCUGGAAAAGAUUUCACAUUUAUUACCAAAAAUGUUUGGGUUUUCUUUUUUUUAAGGAGUUGCUCAAUGAAUAAACAAUCCUUAUCCACCCUU
Molecule: messenger RNA, 2687 nt
Organism: Harpia harpyja (harpy eagle)
Lineage: Eukaryota; Metazoa; Chordata; Aves; Accipitriformes; Accipitridae
Gene: DOK4
Product: docking protein 4
Exons: 9
Coding region: 245-1231 (328 amino acids)
Biological process (GO): cell surface receptor protein tyrosine kinase signaling pathway; positive regulation of MAPK cascade
Cellular component (GO): cytoplasm
Source: RefSeq, a predicted model, not a curated record